Messenger RNA from Spea bombifrons (plains spadefoot toad), 1538 nucleotides. It is a transcript of the gene CHCHD4, whose product is annotated as coiled-coil-helix-coiled-coil-helix domain containing 4. The record is from RefSeq and is a predicted model, not a curated record. Lineage: Eukaryota; Metazoa; Chordata; Amphibia; Anura; Pelobatidae. Gene Ontology annotation, cellular component: mitochondrial intermembrane space. Gene Ontology annotation, molecular function: protein-disulfide reductase activity. The transcript is spliced from 3 exons. The coding region runs from base 448 to 861 and encodes 137 amino acids. Gene Ontology annotation, biological process: protein import into mitochondrial intermembrane space.
CUUUCUCCUCAGAAACUUUAUGUGUAUGACAUGAAACUGGCAGACAGACCAAUUUCUUACGAAGUUGCCUCCCUGCUACGUCAUCUCAUUGCGCAUGCGCACGACUGCGUCCGGGAAAUGUAGCUCACCCAGCCAAAGUCGUUUUCUAACUAAAUGCUCCAUCUCCGAGAAAAACGGCUUCCAUUAGUAUGCCUGUCUCGAAAAUGAUACUGCUCUCUUGUCUAAAAAUAAAUAGAUUUAAGGUCCGUUUUACGGAUUAUAAUGGGGGUGAAAUGCAGAUAUUUCGCUAGUGUGGGCGUCAAUUUCUGAGCUAUUUGUGGGGUUUUUGUCAGGCAUUUUCUUGGACACCCUGAGAUGCCGCCCUUUCCUUUACGCGGUCGCGUUGUGUGACGCAACCAGAGUGCGCGGCCGGAGCAGUGCCGGGUGCUGUGUGAAGGAGCUGCGGCCAUGUCCUACUGCAGGCAGGAAGGAAAGGACAAAAUCAUCUUUGUAACUAAAGAGGACCAUGCUACUCCCAGCACUGCCGAGCUGAUCGCUGAUGACCCAAAUGAUCCUUACGAAGAGCAAGGGCUGAUCUUGCCGAAUGGAGAUAUUAAUUGGAAUUGCCCCUGCUUAGGAGGGAUGGCUAGCGGGCCCUGCGGAGAGCAGUUCAAAUCUGCCUUCUCUUGUUUCCAUUACAGCCAGGAAGAAAUCAAAGGCUCGGAUUGCCUGGAACAAUUUCGAGCAAUGCAAGAGUGCAUGCAGAAAUACCCCGACCUCUACCCACAGGAGGAUGAUGAGGAUGAGAAGGAUAAGCAAGUAGAUAAAGAGGAGGCUGCCCCCACAGAGCCUACCAUUGUUGAAGAGGAAGGAUCCAGCUAAUAGAGAACUGGGGGCAUUUGCCUCCUUGUCUCUCCCAACCCCACAAUUGAAUGGACCACAAUAUGCAAAGUAUAUUACCACUAACCCAUGAUGCGUACGCGGUAAUAUAUUCAGUACGGGUGAGGGACCUAUAACAGUUUAUCACAUAGAUCUACGCAAAUCCUAAAAUGGCAUUAGCAUAAAACCCAGGACAUCCCCCGGAGGUAACUCACAACCAUUCAUGUUUGUUUCCAUUGGUUCACUGAUUUCCAGCGAGUGAGUUUGACUGUCCUACAAUCUUUUCAAACAAUAUUUUUUUAUAUUGCUAUAGAGUAAAAGCUUACGUCAACAGAUCUGUUAAAUGUGUGGCUGGAAUUUGGGGAAUGCAGCUUUAAAACUUGAUUUAUUCUUUUUUUUUUUUCUUUUUUCUCAUGCGUUUUCUGUCUAAGGGAGCAGCUGUAAAUUUGUGUGCAUCAGAUGAGAGAGUGCCCCGAUUAUUGGUGUAUCAACACAAUUACAUUAAUGCACUCAAUUAGAAGAAAGUAGCAGAUCUGAGCACUUUGUGCCUGAAACCUUUUAUCUUACUGUGCUGCCUCCAACCUGCACUGCACUGAGAGUGUUCUUAUCUGGUAACCUAUACAAUGAACAUGUGAGUGAUUAAACCACAUUAAAUAACUUUUUACCUUGUAAGAUACUUA